Messenger RNA from Strongylocentrotus purpuratus (purple sea urchin), 6251 nucleotides. RefSeq names its product TATA-binding protein-associated factor 172 (gene btaf1). Lineage: Eukaryota; Metazoa; Echinodermata; Echinoidea; Camarodonta; Strongylocentrotidae. The transcript has 40 exons. The record is from RefSeq and is a predicted model, not a curated record. Bases 167 to 5851 code for a protein of 1894 amino acids. Gene Ontology annotation, molecular function: ATP binding; ATP-dependent chromatin remodeler activity; TBP-class protein binding.
CAACUUUACACGAUUGACCUUUCAAUCGCUAGCUUGAGUUUGCUCUCGGUAGCGAUGGCGAAUUAGCAUUCCCAUCUCGGACGUAGACGUAAUAUUUGGAAACCCAUGGUAUUAAAGCUUCUUGCAUUAAUUUGAUGUCUCAGUGAUCAGGAAGAUUUAGAUUAGAAUGGCUACUAGACUCGACAGACUGUUCCUUCUCCUGGAGACAGGGUCUACCCAUGUCACAAGAAGGGCUGCUGCACAACAGCUCGGAGAAGUUCAGAAACUACAUCCUCAUGAUCUCCAUAUCCUUCUCUCCAAGGUUCAUGGGUAUCUGAAGAGUGGAUCUUGGGACACAAGGAUAGCUGCAGGGCAAGCUGUGGAAGCCAUUGCUAAGAAUGUACCACAAUCACAUCAUCCCAUCAACCCCAUCAAACCAGAACCAGGCGUAGAUGGUCCACCCAGUAUCGGCGUAACUUCUGCCCAGGCCCAACGUGAGGCCAGUCGUCUGGAGUUCUCUAAGUUUGAUGUGGCUCGGGUCUUGGAACAAGGUGCCUCUCUCCUUGGCUCAGCAGGAUCAGAAUAUGAGCUUGAAGUUGAUGUUGGUGGUGAUCCUAAAGAAAGGUUGGCCAAGCAGAAGAGACUUCUACAGAAGAAGCUAGGUUUAGAUGUUGGUCUCAUCGGCGUUGAAACGGAUGACCUCUUCACCGAUGAUGACCUGAAGACCCUCCCUCAGACUCCCAUGAGCUCAAAUCUGUUGAAACCUCCAGCAAGUGCAGCUGACAUUGUAGCCCAGGAAAUGGCUAGCCUUGGUCCUGGCCUGAGUUCUAGAGAGAAGAACAGGGCUAAGAGAAAGGCUAAGCUGCUAGCUAAACAGAGGUCCAAAGAUGGUCUAGAAGGAACCAGCAUGGACAAGGAGGAGCCGACCAAGAAGCGGUUGAGAGCCGGUAGUACCUUCGGCAGCCAAGCCAGUAUGUCCUUUGACAAGGCGGUGGUAGAGAGCCUUGAUAAUACCAUCUUCCUGGAAGAGCCUGGAGACUGGUCAUUUACAUCCUUCUGUGAGCAGCUGACUAACGACCUGUUUCACCAGUCCUGGGAGAUCAGGCAUGGGGCAGCUACGGGGCUCAGAGAGGUCCUCAAGGCCCAUGGACAGAGUGCAGGAAAGUCAGCUGAUACUUCUGUAGACCAGGAUGUUCUAAAUCAGAUGUUUUUAGAAGAUAUGUCACUUCGACUGCUCUGUGUGCUUGCCCUUGAUCGCUUUGGAGACUUUGUCUCAGAUGAGGUGGUAGCCCCGGUCAGAGAGACGUGUGCCCAAGCUCUGGGGGUGGUCCUUCAUCACAUGACCCCCGAGGCUGUGCAUGGUGUGUGUACCAUCCUCCUCCAGCUCCUAGCCCAGAACCAGUGGGAGGUCCGUCAUGGUGGGCUUCUGGGACUCAAGUAUCUGCUGGCGGUCAGGAAGGAAAUGACGGAGGUUCUUCUUCCUGCUGUGCUGCCCUCUAUCAUCCAAGGCCUUCAGGAUGUGGAUGAUGACGUGAGGGCCGUAUCCGCUGCGGCCUUGCUACCUGUCACUCAUGUACUCAUUAAGACAAGUCCACAACAGGUGAUGCAGAUCCUGCACACGCUCUGGGAGACCUUGGUCGAGCUGGACGACCUGACCGCCUCCACCAACAGCAUCAUGAACCUCCUAGCCUCCCUGCUCUCUCAUCCUUCAGUCUGUAUCCAGUCCAGUCUCAGUCAGCCGCUAGAGACCAUGGUGCAGAGGCUGUGGCCCUUCAUGAGGCACAACAUCGUCUCAGUCCGCAGGGCCGUCCUGGACACCCUUUACACACUGCUCUGUACAGAGAAUCCACAGAUGCCUGUAGCAGCUUGGAUUCCUUCUAUCCUGACUGACAUGCUGAGACAUGUCUACCAGAGAUGCAUCUUGGAGACCAAUAGGGAUAUCCUAGAACUUGUCAAAAAGGUCUGGGAUGCUCUCCUUCAGGAAACUCCAUUUGAGUUUGUGGUUCAAGCGGCCUUCCCCUGGGUGAGCACCUGGCUGUGUCUAGCCAUGCAACCUGCUAGAGUAGCCAUUGACCCACAGAUGAUCAUUGAAGCAAAGCACAAGCCUAAGGAAACGAGCAAGUCACCCGGGAAGUCUUCAUGGAAGUGCCAGCAGACGAUACUUGAAGAUGAUGUGGAGUACAUCGGAGGGGACAUCUCCAUGACAGCAUCUCAGCUGGAUCAGGAAGAAGCUGUCUUGCUUGCAAGGGCAACUGCUGCAAGACUCCUCGGGCGACUAGCUCCCUACCUGACCCUCACCAUAGCUCCCAGUGAGGAUGGUGGACUCGACCCUUUCAGUCAGGUCCUCCAGUUCCAUCUCAACACCAAGAAUGCAGUGCAGCGGAUGCAGGUUGCCAUGGUGAUUGAAGAGUGGGCCAAAGCAGGACUACAGAACUGCAAAUGCCCUGAUGGCCUCAAGUCAACCCUGGUAGAAGUCUUAUCCAGUACAGUCUAUUUUGAAGAGGUUACCAAUCCUUUUAUGAAAUUACAGCUAGAAUGCAAGAGCCUUGUCGUGUCAUGGAGAGCAAUCCGACCUGACAUCUUGCAAACAAGUUUCCCAAGUGCCUUUACAGUAGACCAGGCCAAGUCAUUGUACGACUCGGUCCAGCCGCACCUAUCCCAGACGGUCGGUGGAAGCGAUAGCAAUCAAGACCUACAGAGCAAGGCUAGACAGGUGCUGGCAUCUGUCAAUGAAAUCAAUGAACAGCAGCAGAAACUCAGCAUCAGAACUCAGUCCUGCGUAACAGGAGCCCUCGUCUCACUCCAAGCCUUACCCGAUAAGCUGAACCCACUCAUCAGACCUCUGAUGGACGCUGUGAAGAAGGAAGAGAGUCCUCUUAUGCAGAAAAGAGGAGCAGGAAACUUGGCCCGCCUCCUGGAGCUCUGCUCAUCCCGCCAGCCUUGCCCUAACCCCAAGAUCAUCAAGAACCUCUGCACCUGUCUCUGCUCCGACUCCUCCAUCACCCCUCCCGCCUCCCAGCCCCUCCGGUCCUCCUUCUCCUCCACCACCACUGAGCCCCCAUCAAACACCCUGGGGGUGCCUAUGCCGGGCCCAGGGGGGUCCAGGUCGUCCUCGCCCAUGACGGUCGGGAGCGGGGAGGGGAGCAGCUUGCAGGCGAUCAUCCCCUGUGAUAAGCUUCAUGGGGUUCUUACGCUGUCCAAACAACAGCAGCAAGCUGUCUGGACUGCCGCCAGCAGACGAGCAGCCUUCAUGAAGUCUCGCAGCCGCGACAGCAGCAUGCCUGACAUUGCGCUGGGCCUGGGCGCCGAUCCCGGAGGGGAGUCGUCGGAAGCAAUGAAGCAGGCAAAGAUCCAGAGGAGAGGGGCGGAGAUGGCCCUGACCACCAUCACGGCUCACUUCGGCAGCAGGCUGCUGGAGAUGAUAGGCAAAGUCUGGGAGUCCAUGACGGGUCAGCUUGUAGAGCAGAUUAAGCCAGGGAAAUUUGAUCAGGCAUCUUUCCUAGACAAGGACCAUCAGGCCCAGGAGCUUGUUAGCACUAUGCAAGUCUUUGAAUCUCUGGCUCCUGUAUUACAUUCCUGUUAUCAUCCUAAGUUGGAGGAACUCCUUCCCCAUUUCAUCACGUGCCUGGAGCACCCCUACACAUCGGUACGACACAUGUCAUCCCGCUGCCUGGGAACCAUGUGCAAGGUCAUCACCACGGCAACCAUGAACCGUCUCCUGAUGGAGGUCAUCCCCAUGCUAGGAGCGCAGGAGGAUGAGGUCAAGCGAGAGGGAGCGGUGGAGGCUUUGGCAUGCGUCAUUGAGCAGCUGGGCAUGCACAUCGUGCCCUACAUUGUCCUCCUGGUCGUACCCUUAUUAGGCAGGAUGAGUGACCAAGUGGACAGCAUCAGACUGACCGCUACUCAGUGCUUUGCCACCCUGAUCAGGCUCAUGCCCCUAGAGGCUGGUAUUCCUGAUCCACCCGCCAUGACGGAAGCCCUCAUUGAGCAGAAAAACAGGGAACGUUGUUUCUUGGAACAGCUCUUGGAUGGAUCCAAAAUAGACCCAUUCAAGGUUCCUGUUCCUAUCAAGGCUGAACUCAGGAAGUACCAACAAGAUGGUGUUAAUUGGUUGGCAUUUCUCAACAAGUACAAGCUACACGGCAUCCUGUGCGACGACAUGGGUCUGGGUAAGACCCUCCAGUCCAUCUGCAUCAUGGCUGGAGACCACUGCAACCGAGGCACCGCCUACAAGAAGACCAAGAGCGCUGAUAGCUUACCCAUGCCCUCUAUAGUUGUGUGUCCUCCGACGCUGACAGGUCACUGGGUCUAUGAGGUACAGAAGUUCUGCUCAAGUCAGUAUCUGAAUCCGUUGCACUACACAGGUCCUCCAACCGAACGUACAAGGUUGAGGAGCAAAGUAAAGAAGCAUAAUCUUGUUAUUGUCUCCUAUGAUAUCGUCAGGAAUGAUAUUGACUUCUUCAGGACGAUAGACUGGAACUAUUGUAUCCUUGAUGAGGGUCAUAUAAUCAAGAAUGGUCGGACCAAACUAGCCAAGGCCAUCAAGCAGCUCAAUGCGUGUCAUAGACUCAUCCUGUCUGGCACACCAAUACAGAACAAUGUGCUGGAGCUGUGGUCCCUCUUUGAUUUUCUGCUGCCUGGUUUCCUUGGAACGGAGAAGCAGUUCAUUGCCAGGUUUGCUAAACCCAUCCUGCAAAGUAGAGAUGCUAAGAGCUCUUCCAAAGAACAAGAAGCAGGAGCGCUGGCCAUGGAAGCUCUUCACCGUCAGGUUCUACCGUUUCUCCUGAGGAGGCUCAAAGAAGAUGUUCUUGACGACCUUCCACCUAAGAUCAUUCAGGAUUAUUACUGUGAGCUCAGUCCACUACAGGUUCAACUUUAUGAGGACUUUGCCAAGUCUAGGGCUAAGAUGGGAGUGGUGGAGACCAUCUCCUCUGAGGCUGAGGAUCAGAAACCUAAAGCACCUGCUGCUGCCACGGGACAUAUAUUCCAGGCUUUGCAGUAUCUACGUAAGGUCUGCAACCAUCCGUUACUCGUCCUGAACAACAAGCAUCCCCAGUAUGAGACGGUUACUAAGCAACUGAAAGUACAGAAAUCAUCCCUCCAUGACAUCAACCAUGCUCCAAAACUCAUUGCUCUCAAACAACUGUUAUUGGACUGUGGUAUUGGUGUGGAUGCUCUAGGGUCUAGUCCAGGUUCUGAGUUGACCCAGUCUGUGGUCAGUCAGCAUCGUGUACUGCUCUUCUGUCAACUCAAGGGAAUGCUGGACAUCGUGGAGAAAGACCUCCUCAGAUCUCAGAUGCCAUCUGUAGCCUACCUGAGACUAGAUGGCAGUGUGCCUGCUGGCCAGAGGCAUGACCUCGUUCACAGAUUCAACAAUGAUCCAUCCAUUGACAUUCUUCUAUUGACCACUCACGUUGGUGGUCUGGGGCUGAACUUGACCGGGGCAGACACGGUCAUCUUUGUAGAACACGACUGGAAUCCCACCAAGGACUUACAGGCCAUGGACAGAGCUCACAGGAUAGGGCAGAAGAAGGUUGUGAACGUCUAUCGUCUCAUCACCAGAGGUACACUGGAGGAGAAGAUCAUGGGACUUCAGAAGUUUAAGCUGAACAUUGCUAACACAGUCAUCACCCAGGAUAACUCCAGUCUACAGUCUAUGGGAACAGAACAGCUCCUCGACCUCUUCAACUUAGAUAUGAAUGGCCCUAUCGGACCUGGGGAGGCAACCAUUGAGGGGAAUGGAAGCAAGAGUAAGCAAGGUCCAAACUCAAUGAACUCCAUCCUCUCCAACCUCGGUGAUCUGUGGGAUGAGAGCCAGUAUGAGACCGAGUACAAUCUUGAAGACUUCAUGCAAAGCUUAACGUCAAGAUGAACAGGUGGGACCAGGCUGAUGUGUUGAGGACAAUGCGUGGAAGCGAAGGAGUGGGACUAACUUGUGUUCUCCGCAAGUUAUACAUGUACAUGAAAAGUGGAGUGCAUGGCUGCUGCAGUUUUUGGCAUGCAACAACACAGUGCAGACAGAAGAAACUAGAUUUGUUUGGAAGAGCAUCUGACUUUUCUUGUCAAAUUAGAGAGUUUAUGCAAAAGAAUGAAUGGAUGGGACCAUGGCUGAAUAUGUUCGAAAGUCAUUUCGUAAAUAUGGCAUGCAUGGGGCUGAUCUCAUUUGCUUGUAGAAAAUGGUGCAGAGAGGAUGACACCAAUUUAAGCCUUUGGGACUGAAGUGGUAAGAAGGGGUGCCUUUGAGUAAAGCGGAGACGGAGCCUUGAAGAAUG